Molecule: messenger RNA, 2488 nt
Organism: Cyprinodon tularosa
Lineage: Eukaryota; Metazoa; Chordata; Actinopteri; Cyprinodontiformes; Cyprinodontidae
Gene: camkk1b
Product: calcium/calmodulin-dependent protein kinase kinase 1, alpha b
Exons: 18
Coding region: 988-2445 (485 amino acids)
Biological process (GO): intracellular signal transduction; positive regulation of protein kinase activity; protein phosphorylation
Cellular component (GO): cytoplasm
Molecular function (GO): calcium/calmodulin-dependent protein kinase activity; ATP binding; calmodulin binding
Source: RefSeq, a predicted model, not a curated record
UAUUAUUAUUAUUAGACCUGGCUGUCCAGCCGAACUGAGCAAUCGUUGAAGAAGAGCCUUGGUGAGCGAGAGAAGAACACAAAGACCACAGUGACUGAGCUCCAGAGAUGCUGUAGGGAUGUGGGAGAAAGUUCCACAAAUCAACUACCCAUGCAGCCCUCCACCCAUCUGGGCUUUAUGGCAGAAUGGCCCCGACGGAAGCCUCUCCUCAGUAAAGACAUAUGAAAGCCUUCAUAGAGUUUGCCAAAAAAUACAUGAAGGACUCCCAGACUAUGAGAAAAAAGACUCUCUGGUCUGGUAAGACCAAGAUUGAUCUUUUUGGCAUUAAUUCUAAGCGGUAUUUGUGGAGAAAACAAGGCACUGCUCAUCACCUGCCCAGUACAAUCCCAAAUGUGAAACUUGAUGGCAGCAUCAUGGUAUGGGGGUGUUUUUCAGGUGUAGGGACAGGACGACUGGUUGCAAUUGAAGGAAAUGUGAAUGCAGCCAAGUACAGAGAUACACUAGAAGAAAACCUCUUCCAGAGUGGUCAGGACCUCAGACUGGGCCGAAGGCUCAUCUUCCAACAAGACAAUGACCCAAAGCACACAGCUAAAAUAACAAGGAGUGGCUUGGGAACAACUCUGUGACCAUUCCUGACCUAAAUCCAAUUGAGCAUCUCUGGAGAGACUUGAAAAAUUGUUAUCUACCAACGAUCACCAUGCAACCUGACAGAACUGGAGAGGAUCUACCAGAGAGAAUGGCAGAAGAUCCCCAAAUCAAGCCUGAGUUAAUCCCUAAGACGUACACUGCUGAUGUCCCUGACCGCGCUUCAGUAAACGUCCUGCAGAGCAAGAGGAGCCUCUGCUGCCAUCAGCAUGCCGAUUCACAAAAACAACCUUGGGAACAGGAUGCCUCCAACCUGGAUGCAGUGAUGCCCUGUCUGCCGACCCCACUGAGCCAUCUGUGGGACAUUAAACUGUGAGGAAACGCAGAACUACAAGGGAAACCAUGAGCUCUGACAAACCAGAAAUGGACUUAGAUCCCCAGGGCGAGCUUGCCGACAUGAUGGCAUCCAUAAACGUAGCUCCCAACCGCUUAUCCCCUACUAACGGCUUCAGGCCGACAGCCCACAGGUCAGCCGCAGGCCACAGGGCCCGCCUCGCAGACAGGAAGAUGUCUCUGCAGGAGAGGGGGAGCCGCGUGGCCCGACAGCCAACCAUUGAGACCAAACGGGUGUCCAUCACCGACGCAGAUGACUGUCUCCAGCUAAACCAGUACAAACUGAAGAAAGAGAUUGGAAAGGGCUCAUAUGGAGUGGUGAAGCUAGCCUAUAAUGAGGAUUCUGAACAGCACUACGCGAUGAAGGUAGUGUCAAAGAAGAGGCUGAUGAAGCUGUGUGGAUUUCUGCGUCGUCUUCCUCCUCAGGGAUCAAACUGUCAGCAAAUCCCCAAAUUCAUGCAGCCGCUGGAGAGAGUGUACAGAGAGAUCGCCAUCCUUAAGAAGCUGGACCAUCCAAACGUAGUUAAACUGGUAGAGGUGCUGGAUGAUCCUGAGGAAGAUGGACUUCACAUGGCCUUCGAACUGAUGAAAGAGGGUCCGGUCUUGGAGGUGCCCACAGACAACCCUUUAACUGAGGAGCAGGCGCGCUUUUACUUCAGAGAUGUCGUCCUGGGAAUAGAGUACUUGCACUACCAUAAGAUCAUCCACCGAGACAUCAAACCCUCCAACCUGCUGCUCGGGGAUGAUGGUCAUGUUAAGAUCGCAGACUUCGGUAUCAGCAACGAGUUCGAGGGGCCGGACGCCCUCCUGUCAGGCACGGCGGGGACGCCAGCCUUUAUGGCCCCUGAGAUGAUAAAAGGGCAAGAGCAGAGCUUCAAUGGAAAGGCGUUAGACGUGUGGGCGAUGGGGAUCACACUGUACAGCUUUGUCUUUGGGGAGUGCCCAUUUUAUGAUGAUUACGUUAUUUCUCUGCACAAUAAGAUCAAGAACGAGGCUGUGGAGUUUCCAGAAAACCCUUCAAUAAGCAAUGAUUUGAGAGAUCUCAUUGAAAGAAUGCUGGAUAAAAACCCUGAAACAAGAAUCACCAUACCUGAAAUAAAGCUCCAUCCUUGGGUAACAGAAAAUGGCUCGAAUCCUCUCCCUCUGGAGGAGGAGCACUGUGCAGCGGUGGAGGUCACUGACGAGGAGGUGCAGAACAGUGUGAAACUCAUCCCCAGCCUGUCUGCCGUGAUUCUUGUGAAGGCCAUGCUGAGGAAACGUUCUUUCAGUAAUCCUUUCGAGUGUCAGGGCCGGCGGGCAGAGAGGUCCAUGUCUGCCCCUGGAGGUCUUCUUACAGGAUCUUGGGGCUUACUGGGGUCUUCGCCUCUGCCUCAUCCAUCCUUAAGGAAAAUCAGCAGAGAAGGGAGCAGAGAAGGAGAGUUGGAGGAUUUGUAUGAGGACGAAUCAUUCACAGAAAAUGGAGAUUAAAGUAACAGGAUUUGGAUUAAAGCUGCAGGAUGGCAACAUAAAA